AUGAAUAGUUUUGGAUUUGUAACCGCUCUGGCGGUGGUUUGUUUGACUAAGGUCGAAGCAAUACCAUGUGGAUGUCCAGCCCCGUUACUUCCACUCCCGUGUCUUCCAGUCCCACCGUGCCUACCAGCCCCACCCCUCCUUCCAGCCCCACUGGCCCUACCAGUUCCACCCCUGCUACCUGCAGUCCCACCUUGUAUUCCAGCCCCACCAAUCAGUCCGGCGGCCCUAGCCUCUUUAUUGGCUACUCUUAAAGCAGCAGCCCCUGUCGCUCCCCUUACAACCCUCCCUGCUGCACCACCCGCGUUACCGGCCUUCGGACCCGCCCCAACCGUAGCUACAACCCUGGCAGUCCCCGCACCGGCACCUCAGGUCAUCGCUCCAGGACCAGCACCAGGACCAUUGAUAAUCCAAAUACCGUCAGUAAAAGGAAAGUGCGCACCAAUUGUCGUUCCAGCCGGUCCAGCAGCUAAUCUGCUCGUUAAACUGACCCAGAGUCCAGCACCCGCCCCCAUCAUACUUCCAGGUGCGGCACCCGGACCUAUCGUCAUCAACGACGGAAACGUAGUGAAGGAACAAUCCAUCUCGUACGCUCCAUCUCCAGAUCCAAACAAAAUAUUCUUCGCAUUACCAGCCCCAUUACCGACUCCACCGGUCGUUUUACCACCAGCGCCAUUACCAAAAAUAUUCUUCAAUCCCGGUCUGUACGUCCAAAAACCUGAUAUCGUUUUCCAAACUCCAGUUGGUCUACCACAAUUGUUUUUGAUUCCUUCGCCGUACGGAUGUCCACCACCAUGCUUCCCACCACCGGGUCCAUGCAACCUGCCUCCAGUCCUCGCUAAGGUCCCUGCACCUUGCGUUUGUUAG
Myzus persicae (green peach aphid) is the source of this 864-nucleotide messenger RNA. Its product is annotated as vegetative cell wall protein gp1-like. The transcript is spliced from 2 exons. The record is from RefSeq and is a predicted model, not a curated record. Lineage: Eukaryota; Metazoa; Arthropoda; Insecta; Hemiptera; Aphididae. Bases 1 to 864 code for a protein of 287 amino acids.